Messenger RNA from Penicillium angulare, 723 nucleotides. Its product is annotated as WD40 repeat domain-containing protein. Gene Ontology annotation, cellular component: transcription repressor complex; nucleus. The coding region runs from base 1 to 723 and encodes 240 amino acids. The transcript has a single exon. Gene Ontology annotation, biological process: negative regulation of transcription by RNA polymerase II. Lineage: Eukaryota; Fungi; Ascomycota; Eurotiomycetes; Eurotiales; Aspergillaceae. The record is from RefSeq and is a predicted model, not a curated record. Gene Ontology annotation, molecular function: protein binding.
AUGAAUCGCUAUCCUGUCGUGGCCGAACUAUUACGAGAUGCCCAACACUACUUCCUGAUGAACAGCCAAUUACUUGAUGAGACACCCCUCCAAAUCUAUUUUGCAGGUCUGAUUUUCGCACCUCAUGAGUCAAUAACACGUGAAACGUUUGAACAGUACAUCCCUUCCUGUAUAUGCCGGUUGCCUGAGACUGAAACAGCAUGGGACACAAAAUUGCAGUUUCUUGAAGGCCAUUCAGAUUAUGUUGCUUCCGUUAAAUUUUCCUAUGAUAAUCAAAUCUUGGCUUCAGGUUCUUUCAACCAAAUGAUGCGGCUUUGGGGCGCUAAGACGGGUGCGCUUCGCCACACUCUCAAGGAACAUCUGGACGUGGUGAAAUCCGGUUCCUUUUCACCUGACGGUCAGCUAUUAGCCUCAGGCUCUAGAGACAAAGCUCUGCGGAUAUGGGAUAUAGCGACUGGUGCACUUCAGCAGACCAUUGAGGGCCAUUCAGAAGACAUCAAUUCCGUAUCUAUCUCGCCUGACAGCUGUCUAGUAACCACAGGGUCGGACAAUAUAGUCCGGCUCUGGAAUAUCAUAGCAGGGGAGCUCCAGCAAACUCUUGACGGCUACUCGAAGGGAGUCAAUUUGGUUGCCUUUUCACCCAAUGGGCAAUUAGUAGUAUCAGGCUGUGAUUAUCGGACAGUGCGACUUUGGGAUCUGGCGAAGAAGCUGCUAGCAACUUAA